AAAAUAGAAACAAAAAAAGUCUUUAAUCUCGAGAGUCUCUUUGCCAGAACGAAAACCACUCAAUACACACAGCUUUCCACCUUCCUCUCUCUCUGCUGAACAACUACGAAACCCUAAUUUCUAAAUUGAUCUCAAAAUCGAGCCUCUUCUUAUGAACCCACCACCACUAGAUCCAACCCCUCUUUAGGCUUCCCUGCGAUUUCCCACAUUGAAUCUCGCGAGCGACUCGAAAUCAUUCAAAAAUCGAUGGCGAAAGGCACAUCCACGGGAGAGACCAUGGUCCGCACAGGCUGCAAAAGGGAACUGCAAUUCAUGCUGAAAUCUCAGUCCGAGAUCUGCGGAGGCGAGUCUCUCGGCCGCACCCGCGGAAGCAAAACCGCCGCCAAGAGACCGCCUCCCACCCGUUGCCUCCGCUCCGCGUCGCUGAAGAAGAUUCGUCUGGAGGACGUUGAUGAUGCUGCUGCGAUGUCUGAUUCCGCGGAGGAGGAUGAGGAGAAGAGCGACGUUGUUGAUGACGAAGGGAAGGCAGGGAUGUUUAGUGAGGAGACUGAGUCGGGGAAGAAGAUUGAGAGUAAUGGGUGUGGUGACGUGGCGAUGAGUGAAGAAGACCACUCAAGGGAGAAGGUUGAGAAGGGUAUAACUGAAGUUGGAGAGGCUGAGAAGGAGUGUUCGAGUGUGGUUCGGAGAGAGAUUGUUAUGGCGUGUCCUGCUGGUUUUAGCGAGUUUGCUAAACUUACUUCGAGGUCUUGUCAGGUUAAGUUGGAGAGUGGUUUGGGUUAUGGAAAGCCUGGUAGGAGGUUGACUCGGUCCAUGUUGAAGUCUGAGGCUAAUGCUGAUGAUGAAGAUCAUGUGAAUCCGGAAAAGGAUAAAGGUAGCAAAUCUGAGGCUAAUGGUGGUGAAGAUCAUGUAAAUCAAGAAAGGGAAGCUAAAGAUAGUUUUCUUGCUGAUGGUGGCAAAUCUGAGGCUAAUGGUGAGGAAGAUCAUAUAGAUCAAGAAAGGGAAGGUAAAGAUAGUGAAGAUAAUUGUGUUGAUGCUUCUACUUUAGUGGGAUAUGGGAAAGAGGAGGAGAUUCAUGAGAAAAAUAGUGUGGAUCCAUGCCAUGUGGAUAAGAAGGCAAUGAGUGAUGCAGUAGAUAAGCCUUUGAGGAGGUUAACUAGAUCAUUAGUCAAACAAACAAGUGAUUUAGAGGAGGAUCCUGAUUCGGAGAAUAUCGAACCAUCAGACUUGGGAAAGGUAGCUGUGCAUGCUAAUGAUGUCGGAAUGGAUGAUUUUCAAAGCCUUCCAGUCACAACUACUCCCAACAAGCGUGGACGGCCCAAGAAGUUUAUCCGGGAUUUCCCGAAAAAGCUGAAAGAUCUUCUCGACUCUGGAAUACUUGAGGGACUAACUGUGUACUAUGUUCGAGGCGCAAAGAUGAGAGAGGCAGGGACUAGAGGGCUUAAAGGAGUAAUAUCAGGAUCUGGCAUUAUGUGCUUCUGUGGUGACUGCAAAGGAACUCAGGUGGUAAGUCCCGCCGUGUUCGAGCAGCAUGCUUCUAGCACAAACAAGCGCCCACCUGAGUAUAUCUUACUGGAGUCUGGAUGCACACUUCGUGAUGUCAUGAAUGCUUUCAAGGAAACUUCGUAUGAUACACUAGAAGAAAGACUUCGUUUGUUAGUUGGACCAGAUUUCAAGAAAUCUAGCGUGUGUUUCGGUUGUCAAGGUCCAAUGGUUGAGCCUUGUGAAACAAAGUCAUUAUUUGCGUGCAAAUCGUGUUUGGAGAGAAAGGAGCCAGAACCCCAUACCAGUCCGUCUAAAGCAAAUCCUCUUAAUGGAUUUUCUAGCCCAGAUGUGGUUAAAAAAACCAUCCCCAGAAAGCCAAUGUCCACGCCUCGCCAAAGUAACAGGCGAGAACAACCAACCAAAAAGUCACCUGAGCCAGGUGUGGUUUCAAGAACUACACCGAGUGAGUCAAAAUCCAGCUCAAUCAAAAGCAACAGCCAUGGGAAACUAACCAGAAAGGAUGUACGGCUGCACAAACUUGUUUUUGAGGAUGAUAUACUGCCAGAUGGGACCGAAGUGGGAUAUUUUCUCGCUGGAAAGAAAAUGCUUGUCGGCUAUAAGAAGGGAUUUGGGAUACUCUGCUCUUGCUGUGACACAGUGGUCAGUCCUUCAACUUUUGAGGCGCAUGCUGGCUGUGGAAGUCGUCGAAAGCCGUUUCAUCAAAUUUAUACAACCAAUGGUGUAUCUCUUCAUGAACUCUCAGUAGCUCUAACAAUGGACCAGAAGUUUUCCGUCGGUGAAAAUGAUGAUCUUUGCAGUAUCUGUAAGGAUGGGGGUGAACUCUUGUGUUGUGAUACUUGUCCAAGAUCAUAUCAUAUAGUAUGUGCUUAUUUACCAAGCCUUCCGAGUGAGAGGUGGUCCUGCAAAUAUUGUGUGAAUAUGAUUGAGAGAGAGAAGUGCGUGGAGAGCAAUCCCAACGCCGUUGCAGCUGGUAGAGUUCGUGGAGUUGAUGCAAUAGCUCAGAUAACCACAAGAUGCAUUCGGAUUGUCAGCUCCCUUGCGAGUGAGCUUCCAAGCGUAUGCGUGUUAUGCAGAGGCCAUAGUUUUUGCAGGUUGGGCUUUAAUGCUCGCACUGUGAUAAUAUGUGAUCAGUGUGAAAAGGAGUUCCAUGUUGGCUGUUUGAAAGAACAUAAUAUUGCUGAUCUCAAGGAGCUACCUGAAGAUAAAUGGUUCUGUUCCCUCGGGUGCGAAAAUAUCAACACUUCAUUAGACAGUUUGGUAGUUCGAGGAGAAGAGAAGCUUAGUUACAACUCUCUAAGGAAGAAGCAAAAUCCUAAUGAAGAAAGCUGUCCAGAUGACAAUACCACUCCAGACAUAAGAUGGAGGGUCCUUAGUGGAAGGUUGACCUCUUCGGAUGAUACAGAUACAAAAGCCUUGCUUGGGAAGGCACUCUCCAUUCUUCAUGAGCGGUUUGAUCCCAUCAGUGAAUCUGGGAGCAGGGGAGAUCUCAUUCCAGCCAUGCUGUAUGGAAGGAAGUCAAAAGGCCAAGAUUUCAGCGGCAUGUACUGCACUAUGUUGACUGUGGAUGGGGUGAUUGUUUCCGUGGGAAUCUUUAGGGUAUUUGGGUCUGAACUCGCGGAACUCCCUCUGGUUGCUACCAGCCGAGAUUGUCAAGGGCAGGGCUACUUCCAAUGUCUGUUUGAUUGCAUCGAGAGGCUACUUGGGUCCCUGAACGUGAAACAUCUCGUGCUACCAGCAGCAGAUGAAGCCAAAUCGAUAUGGACUGACAAAUUCGGGUUCACCAAGAUGACCGAAGAGGAGAUGAAAGAAUACAGAAGAGACUUCUCGGUGAUGGUAUUUCAUGGAACAUCUAUGCUGAGAAAGACAGUACCUGCCAUGAAUAAACCUGAGGAGGACAGUAUGGAGCAGUAAAUCACUCUCAAGGGUGUCUUUGUUUUUUCUUUUUCUUUUUGAAAGCCUUUGGAUCGGUUUGAUGCCUUUUUUAUAUUCUAGUAUAAUUGAUAUAAUGCAGUAGUUCGGUUAGUAUUCGUGUACAGGUAUUUCUCCUAAUGUGUUGUCUUUCUCAACAAUUGAAAGAGACAACAGAAAAGGUUUUUUUUAA
Messenger RNA from Brassica oleracea var. oleracea, 3604 nucleotides. RefSeq lists its product as uncharacterized. The transcript is spliced from 19 exons. Bases 247 to 3414 code for a protein of 1055 amino acids. NCBI's taxonomy places the organism in Eukaryota, Viridiplantae, Streptophyta, Magnoliopsida, Brassicales, Brassicaceae. The record is from RefSeq and is a predicted model, not a curated record.